Messenger RNA from Solanum stenotomum, 1010 nucleotides. RefSeq lists its product as uncharacterized. The transcript has 2 exons. The record is from RefSeq and is a predicted model, not a curated record. NCBI's taxonomy places the organism in Eukaryota, Viridiplantae, Streptophyta, Magnoliopsida, Solanales, Solanaceae. The coding region runs from base 1 to 753 and encodes 250 amino acids.
AUGGGAAAGGAGAAACGAACAUGUCAAGGUAAACAACACUUCAGCCAUCCCCACUUCUUGAAACUAAUUGUCAAUCCACCUGAAACACUCACUUGCAAUGCUUGUGAGCAACCAAAUAUUACUACUACUUUCUAUGGCUGCAAUACCUGCCAAUAUUUCCUCCAUGAAAACUGCCUCAAUGCUCUGCGUUUUCUCGAUCAUUCAUCUCAUCCUUCCCACUACUUGACCCGUCUACCAACUCCAACUUACUUGAAUCGUUCCUAUACUUGCAAGGCUUGUGGCUCUGCUGGCAAUGGUUGUAGCUUUAGCUGUGCCUGUUGCGAAUUUGAUGUCCACAUUGAACUCAAUUAUCCAAAGUCAAUACUUAUUGAUAAACAUCAACAUGAGUUGGAGCUCUGCUUUGGUUCUCCUUACGAAGAUAAGGAUACCCUAUUUGCUUGUGAUAUCUGCAAUAUCAUAAUGGACUCAAACGAAUCCUUGUACUAUUGUGCUGAUUGUGAUUUCGGGUCGCACUUGCACUGUGCAUCUCCUGAUGUUGAUGUUCUUCCGUCAUCACAUCAAUGUCGAAAUCCAAAUCCAAAUCCAAAAUAUCAAAUUCCAAAUGUAAAUUCAUCAGUGGAGAUGAUAAAUUCAGUUAGUGAUGCUCAUGAGCGGCUUAUAGCAGCUCAAAUUGAAUCUCAGAUUGCAAGACGAGGAAGACAGGCUAUACUGGAUUCGAUAGACGGGCCAUCACCAAGACGCUAUUACUACUAGCUAAUUGCUAUCCACUUUUUCAAUUCAUGUUGAUUUUCUGCAAAUCAAAUGCUUUGCAGCUGUUAUGUUAUUUCCUUUUGGAGCACAAUUAGUUCUCUUUCAACUCUUGUAUUUCUAUUUUAUUUUCCGUUUCCCAUACCCACAUUGGAGCGCUGCAUAGUGCCCAAUUCGAGGAGGGGGGUCGCUCUCUAUCAAGAACUUUUUCAUAUCCAGGGCUUGAAUUUGAGACCUCUGAUUAAGAGAGGAUCAACACCAUC